AGCUAUUUGGGGAUGUUACGUUAUUUUAUAAUGCUGGGAAUCUCCACAUGCAAGAACACGUUUGUAUGACCGGUUUUUCUGCUUGGAUUGCAUGUAAAUGGGAGGUGCCUUGAAACAGCUCAACCUGUCAGACCUGCUCCACCCUGGCUCUGGCCUUCUCUUGGAUUCUUACACAAGAAACCACUUAUUCCCAAUGGCUUCAGCUUGGCCAGAAGAGGAGACUUUUACCUGUUCUGUAUGUUUGGAAAUCCUGAAAGACCCUGCUACUCUGCCAUGCGGUCACUCUUACUGCUUGGUCUGUAUCCAAAACCACUGGGACAAGAAGGACAGCCAGGGACAAUACAGUUGUCCACAAUGCAGGCAAGUCUUCAACCCACGACCAUCACUGGCUAAAAGCACUCUUCUGGCGGAGGCAAUGGAGAAAUUAAGAACCAGCAGUCUCAAGCAAAAGGAGCCAUCUUCUGCUCCUCCAUCUUUACCUGUUUACAUGGAGGUCCUACCAGGAGAAGGGCCGCAGCCUGGAUGUGUCUACCCCCAGCUGCCACUCACUGUUGCCCCCCGAAUGUGCCCUCAGCAUAACCAGCCCCUGGACCUGUUCUGCCACGAGGAUAGAGAGUGUGUGUGUGCGUUGUGUCGUCAGUAUGGACACAUGGGACAUCGAGUGGUCAAACCUGGAGAGGAGAGGAAACAGAGACAGGAAGAACUUGUCCAAAUGCAGCAAGAAGUUCAACGUCGUGUUCAACAGAUAGAACGGACUCUGAAGGAGAUACCACAUGUCACCAAACAACACAAGGCCCUGGUCCAAGCGUUACAGAGUGAGAGCACAGAUCUCUUCUCAGACCUGAUCAAAGCGGUGAACGGGACAGGGAUCCAGGUGGGGGAGGAGCUCAGUGCCCACGAGGCGUCUCUGGGCACCCGGGUGGAGGGCAGGGUGCAGCGGCUGGAACAGGAGGUCGCCCGGCUCCAUUGGAGGAGUGAGGAGCUGCAGAGGCUGGCUGAUAUGCAGGACCACGUCUGCUUUCUCAAGAACUUCUUCCUGAUGGAGCCGCUGGGCCAGACUGAAGCUGAUCCUGGUCUUGGACACCAGGAGGCAGUAGUGAGCUCAGUUCGUUCAACCCUCAGAGAACUACAAGUGUCCAUCGAAAACCAGUGUAAAGCUGCCCUCACUAAGAUCCAAGCUUUAGUGAAUGAUGAAGCUCCAGCGCCAGAAACCAACGAUGAACCAGCAGCAGUUCCCAAUGAGACACAGAACACAGUUUAUGAAACAGUCCUUCCUGAUUGCGUGGCACCUAUGGCUCCUCAAGUUGAAGCCUCAGCACCUCCUCCUCCGCUCCCUCCUCCACGGCUUCCAGUAGUUCCAAGUGUAUGUGCCAUGGGGCCUGUAAACCACGAACCCAAGACCAGAGAUGAAAUGCUGAAAUACCGGUUUGUUCCCACACUGGAUCCCAACACUGCGUAUCGUCAUGUCCAGAUCUCAGAUGGGGGUCGGAAAGCCACACUGAAAGCUGAAAACAUGAACUACCCUGAACGUCCAGAGCGCUUCCAGUUUUGGAGGCAGGUUCUGUGCAGCGAGGCGCUGGGAGGCAGCCCAUACUACUGGGAGGUGGAGUGGACUGGGACCAAAGUGACUGUCGGUGUGGCCUAUAAGGAGAUGGAGCGUGGGAGUUCUGAUGACAGCAGCAGACUGGGGCAUAACCCGGAGUCCUGGAGCCUGUACUGGUCUGGCUCUGGCUUUUCCUUUUGGCACAAUAACCAGGAGAAACUUCUGGGCUCUCCCAAAGCAAAGCGGCUCGGGGUAUAUCUGGACCAGCACACGGGGGUCCUGGCCUUUUACAGGGUCACCAAAAACCAGGCUGAUCUCAUCCACAAGCACAAGACGGACUUCAGCGGACCACUGUACCCGGGGUUUAGGUUCUGGGCCGGGAUAGGGUCUGCCAUCACCAUCUGUGACCUGGAAUAAGACAAAUCUACCGAGUCAUGUUUACAUCAUCACAAUGUCUUAAUCUAAUACACUUAAUAAAUAGAUAACCUGA
Messenger RNA from Boleophthalmus pectinirostris (great blue-spotted mudskipper), 2033 nucleotides. It is a transcript of the gene ftr86, whose product is annotated as finTRIM family, member 86. Gene Ontology annotation, molecular function: protein binding; zinc ion binding. Lineage: Eukaryota; Metazoa; Chordata; Actinopteri; Gobiiformes; Gobiidae. The transcript has 13 exons. The record is from RefSeq and is a predicted model, not a curated record. The coding region runs from base 98 to 1960 and encodes 620 amino acids.